UUCCAUCGUUUUUAGUGGAAAUAGGGAUCGACUCGCUCCCCCCUUUCCUAGCGAUCCCUAACCCUAGCUUAACUCUCUCGCUCCCUUCUCUUCGUCACUUAAUUCUCCGGCGACUCCUCCGACGCUCCCGUACAUCUCCGAGGAUCUCCGAAGAUUGGAGAGCAUCUCCGGCCGUCGGCGACGGCGACAUCUCAGGGGUGCAUGAAGGCAUUAUUUGUUUGUUCGCACUGAUCCAGCCUAAUCCAAAAAGUGCAAGGAGAUUGGAAGUAAGGACAUAUCCAUUGUUGCCACAUUUUAUGGCAUUCAAAUUGAUAGGACGGAGUCAUGUCAAUGCUUUCCUUUUCAGCUCGGUGUGCUGGAGAACAGAGUCCUACGUCCAAAGGUAUUCUCGAAGAAACCACAUUACUGCAAGUGGAAUGUCCGCAACAAAGGCAAGGGGACAAAUUAUCACUUGCUAUUGUCGAUAGCAAGCAUAUUCUAUUGGAUGCUGAUCAAGCUUGUCAGGCACCUAAUGGUCAUGCUGAAGACAGUAGCUUGAAAGAACGUAAUUAUGCUUUGCCAAGACUCAUGGAUGAAUUCCCUAGUGUUAUACAUUCUGCUGAACAGCCAGUUCUCAAUGGAGAAUGUUCCCAGUCUUGUCAAGACACUGAUUCUCCACAGAUGGUGGGUUGGGGUAUGUCAGAGGCUACCUCAGAUGCAAAAGUUUCUUCUAGGAAAGAGAAAUUGUGCAAAGAAGAAGCUGGACACAUUAAGAGUGUGCAAGAACAUUCUUUUCCCUAUUUGCAGUCGAAUGGCAAAGGCAGUUUUACUGACCAAGACAAAAGAGUAGAGUUGAUUGAAACUGCAUGUACAUCAAGCUGCUAUGAGGUACCUGUAAAAGGUAGCAACAAGAAUGUAAUAAAUGACGAUAAAAUCAGAGAUGCUUCAGCUGGCUCAUCCUCCACUCUUACUGAAACACGUCAUUCUCAUGGAAAAGAAAAAGAACGUUGUGAAACUCCCCAUGAAUCGACGGGCCUUACAUUUCAAGCAGGUUUUGAACAAUGCAAGUUGUCUGCACAUGAUAAGAAAACCGAGCUUCUGUUAACUAGUAUCAACUUGGCACACACUUCUGAAAAAGUUGAAAGUCAAGUGCAUGGCCACAAUCGAGAGGGAGAAUCUGGCCCUCUGGGAGCUGAUUAUCUAGAAGAUCAAACAGUGGCUCUUUGGGUGAAGUGGAGAGGAAAGUGGCAGAGUGGAUUUCAAUGUCCCAGAGUUGAUUGCCCGUUGCAAACUUUGAGGGCCAAGCCCACUCACGACAGAAAGAAGUAUAUUGCAAUUUUCUUUCCUCGUAGUAGGAGAUACUCAUGGGCAGAUUUGCUUCUUAUUCGAUCAAUUAAUGAGUUUCCAGAACCUCUUGCUUCUGGAACUCAUCGUAAAUGGAGAAAGCUAGUUAAAGACUUGGCUACUCCACGCCGUUAUGUUAUGCAAAAACUUGCUGUUGCCAUGCUAAAUAUCAGCGAUCAGCUACAUACUGAGGCUGUUAUUGAAGUUUCUCGAAAUGCUACAGCUUGGAAAAAAUUUGCUAUGGAGGCUUCAAGCUGCAGAGACUAUUCUGAUCUUGGAAAUAUGCUCUUGAAGCUUCAAGCUAUGAUACUUCCCACCUAUGUGAGUAAUGCUUGGCUGGAAAAUUCAUUUGGCUCGUGGAAACACAGGUGUCAAAAUGCACGUAGUGCUGAAUCUGUUGAAACACUUACUAAGGAAUUAAUGGCUUCCGUGCAGUGGAGUAAGGUGGACGAUCUUUGGAAUGCACCUGUGCAACCCUUGCUAGGUCUUGAAUGGAAGACUUGGAAACAAGAAGCUAUGAAAUGGUUCUCUACUUCACAUCCGAUGGCUAAUGGCACAAAUGUAAAGCAGAGAAAUUGCGAAACUCCUGCAAACAUGGAACCUUUUAUUAGCAGUAAGCGCCCCAAGCUUGAAAUCCGUCGACCAGAAAGUUGUGCUUCUCAAAUGGAAGCUUCUGACUGCAGGAUUCCCUCUCAGGUUGACGGGGUGGAUGCUUAUCCUGUACAAUCAAUCUGCCAGGACAUUAUAGCAGUUCCUGAGGUUGAUCAGCAAAUGAACUCUGGCACAGUUGAUGACAGGUUGGAUGCCAGUGGAUGCUUAAAGCUUAUUGAAAGUUCAGUACAGACGUCUACCAGUGGAAGGGGUGGUAAUGCAGCUACUGCCCCUUACCAGUAUAGGCAAUGUUCAGCUUUUAUAGCUGCUAAGGGCAGGCAGUGUGGAAGGUGGGCAAGUGAUGGUGAUGUUUACUGUUGUGUGCAUACGGAUACUAGUUCUGGAGGCAAAUCUCUGCAGGAUCAAAGGCCACCGCCUGAUGCCCCUAUGUGUGAAGGUGUUACCACUCAUGGCCAUAAAUGCAAACAUCGAGCUCGAUUGGGAUCUGCUUUUUGCAAGAAACAUCGUAUUCAGAAAAGCCAUGAUUUAGUGAAAAUAAAUCAUCUCUCAAUUUGCUCUGGAGGUAAGCUAAAGAGGAAGUUAGGUGAAAACAAUGCCUUUGAAAAAAAUUCUAGUUCACAUGCUAGUAAUAGUGAGGAGCUUGGGUUGAUAACAGAACAUGAAACUUCUGUUCAAGAUAAUUUGAUCUCAAUAUCAGUAGGUGAAACCUUAGAUGAAAAGAAUUGUUUGAUGAAGGAUUCUGAUCUUUACGAUGCAUUACCUACUUCAGUAAGAGACACAAGUCUGGAUUUUCCACGCUGUGUUGGGUACUAUGGCCAGACUAAUAGUGAGCAAUGUCUGGAAGAUGCCAAGAAGCACACUUUAUACUGUGAGAAGCACAUUCCAAAUUUUCUGAAAAGAGCAAGAAACGGUAGAAGUAGACUAGUAUCAAAAGAUAUUUUUAUUAAUCUUCUAAAGAACUGUUCCACAAGGAAGCAAAAAUUGUAUCUUCAUCAAGCAUGUGAGCUUCUGUAUGGGUUCAUGAAAAGGAGUUUGUCCCACCAACAGCCAGUUUUCAAGGGCAACAUCAUGGAGUGGACGCUGUCUGAAGCAUCCAAAGAUGCGAAUGUUGGAGAAUUUUUGUUGACAUUGGUCUCCUGUGAAAGAGAAAAAAUAAUAAGGGUUUGGGGCUUUGGGACUGAGAAAGUUAAGGAUGGAAUUUUCUCAGGGACAAAUGCAUUAUCCACAUCAGUGGCACAUCAGAAAGAUCACAACUCUGAGAUGACUGUGAAGUGCAAAAUCUGUGCAGCAGAGUUCCCUGAUGAUCAAAUGCUUGGUGCGCAUUGGACAGAUAGUCAUAAAAAAGAAGCUCGAUGGCUUUUUAGAGGAUAUGCUUGUGCUGUUUGUAUGAAUUCAUUUACCAAUAAGAAGGUUCUAGAGUCACACAUUAGAGAAAGACAUGGUGUGCAGUUUCUUGAACAUUCAGUACUAUUUCGUUGUAUGUCCUGCAAUCGCCACUUUGUUAAUAUUGAACAGUUAUGGCAGCAUGUACUUUCAUUGCACUUAUCAGAAUUCAGAAUGAUAGAUCAUGGGGAACAGAAUAAUCAGUCUAUGGAUCAGUGUGAUCAACCAAAGUUAGAGCGAAACAGUAACCUUCAUCAAAGCAAUGGUGUAUCUGUAAAUGAAGAUGACUCUCAGAGAUACAUUUGCAGGUUUUGCGGGAUGAAGUUUGAUCUUCUGCCAGAUCUGGGCCGCCAUCAUCAAGUUGCUCAUAAGAACUCAAGUUCCAUAAACCAGUUUAGAGGUAACCAUUAUAUUAAACACAAGAGGCAUUGCAAUCCUAGAUUCAAGAAAAGUUUUGGACGGACAUUCAGGCUGAAGAACCAGACUAAUUAUGGCAUACAAAAGCGAUUGUCACCAUCUAAUUUGGUUUUAUCUUUGAGGCCAAAAUUGAAAAGUCAAGCAUCUGAAACAUUGACCCUUGGGAGGAUCUUGGAGUCGCAUUGUGCAGAUGUAGCGGAGACCUUAUUCUCCGAGAUACAGAAAACAAAACCUCGGCCAAGUAACCUUGAGAUUCUUUCUAUUUCCCGUUCUGCAUGCUGCAGGGUAAGCCUUCAUUCUGCACUAGAAGAGAAGUACGGAGCACUACCUGAAAAUCUUUAUUUGAAGGCAGCCAAACUUUGCAGUGAGGUAAAUAUCCAAAUAGGUUGGCAUGCUGAAGGAUUUAUUUGUCCAAAAGGCUGUAAGCGUCCCAUGAACCCUCAUUUUUCAACUUCCACUAUAGCUAACCAAGAUGGGAUUCUGGAUCCUCCAACUCCUACAGGCGAUGUUGCUGUUGACAUAAAAUGGGAGAUGGAAGAAUCCCACUAUAUGCUUGGUCCAAAACAUUUCAACUGGAAAGUAACGCAGAAAACCGUUGUUUUAUGUGAAGAUGUGAGCUUUGGGAAGGAACCAGUUCCAGUGGCUUGUGUCAUUGAUGAAAAUAUUAAAGAUGGGCUCAAUAGCCAGGAGCCUCCUGCCCUUUCGCCCUGGCAGGGUUUCACUUAUAUUACUAAACGGUUGCUUGGGUCAUCUCUUGAUCUUGAUGCAGAGAAUCCACAAUUGGGGUGUGCUUGUCUAGCCUCCAAAUGUUCCCCUGAGAAAUGUGAUCAUGUCUAUCUAUUUGAUAAUGAUUAUGAAAAUGCUGAAGAUAUUCACGGUAGAUCAAUGCGUGGUAGAUUUCCGUACGAUGAAAAGGGAAGACUUUUAUUGGAGCAAGGUUACCUUGUUUAUGAGUGCAACUCCUUGUGCCAUUGUCAUGCUACAUGUCAUAACAGAGUUCUACAGAAAGGGAUAAAAGUCAAGCUUGAAAUAUUCAAAACAGAGAACAAGGGGUGGGCUGUGAGAGCUGGAGAAGCUAUCUCAUGUGGUACUUUUGUGUGCGAGUACAUUGGUGAAGUUAUGAAUGAUCUGGAGGGAGAUAAGAGGAGGGAGAGGUAUAACAAUGUGGAAUGCAGCUACAUUUAUGACAUAAAUUCUCACCUAGUGUCGAGAGGCCUCAGCGAAGGGACAGUUCCGUAUGUCAUCGAUGCUACGAGGUUUGGGAAUGUGUCCCGGUUUAUCAAUCACAGUUGUUCACCCAAUCUUGUUAACUAUCUAGUCCUAGUGGAGAGCAUGGACUGCCAUCUUGCUCAUGUCGGUCUAUACGCCAGUCGGGAUAUUGCUAAAGGGGAAGAACUAGCUUAUGACUACUGCCAUGAGCUGGUGCCAGGAGGAGGAUGCCCUUGUCUAUGUGGAACUUCAAACUGCAGAGGACGUAUUUAUUGAAAUGUCUGAAAGAAAUAAUGCGACAAAGCUUUUGGUCAAUGAAUAUGCAGUCAUGGAACUUUCAUUGGCACUCUCAGAAAUGUCAGAAUUUUUCCGUAAAAAUUCAACUAUAAGCAAAGGAGAUGUGAUGGUGGUCCGCCGUAGGUUUAGGUUCUUACUAACAGUUAGUGAUUUAUCGCCCUUGUAUACACCGAUGAUUUGAUUCUUUCCUGGCUGCAAGAGAGCCAGCAAGAUUUUUAGGUACAUUUCAUCUCUGUAGCAAAGCUUAAUUGCUUUGAACUGUAAUUAUACAUUUGAAUUUUUCAUCUACAGUCUUCAAGAGAGAACAUAAUCUAAUUCUUUAACUGUUUAGUUUUGGCUGAAUGUAUUUUUCCUCUGUUCUGAGC
Asparagus officinalis (garden asparagus) is the source of this 5606-nucleotide messenger RNA. Its product is annotated as histone-lysine N-methyltransferase SUVR5. The coding region runs from base 325 to 5220 and encodes 1631 amino acids. NCBI's taxonomy places the organism in Eukaryota, Viridiplantae, Streptophyta, Magnoliopsida, Asparagales, Asparagaceae. The record is from RefSeq and is a predicted model, not a curated record. The transcript has 13 exons. Gene Ontology annotation, molecular function: zinc ion binding; histone methyltransferase activity; protein binding. Gene Ontology annotation, cellular component: nucleus.